Lactuca saligna is the source of this 558-nucleotide messenger RNA. The record is from the annotation of a GenBank genome assembly. NCBI's taxonomy places the organism in Eukaryota, Viridiplantae, Streptophyta, Magnoliopsida, Asterales, Asteraceae.
AUGGAGGUGGUCGGCGGUGUGCCAGUUUUGUUGCGACAGGAGUGGCUGGUGGUCGGCAGUCGCUUGCGUCUCCGGUCCUCAAAGUCCAUCGCCGGUUUUCAUUCGUCUUCCCCAGACGCUAUUAGCGUCCCUUUUCUUUCAACCGGCGAUUCCGCCGACUCCGGCGACUCCGGCGACUCCCAACGCUCUCCACCGCUGAUUGGGCUACAAACCCUUCUCCCACCGGCCGAUUGUCCUCCAAAACCGAGUCCCACCCACCGGCGGUUUAACUCCAAAGCGAGUGUCCUCCAAUUCCGACGGGAGCUUCGAUUUCGUGUUCAUUUCUCUGGCGAGCAAGGUUCAAGUUCAGCAGCUUCACCACUGAAAAGUUGUUCUAGCUUUCAUUUUGCUGGCAGACAGGAUGUUGAUGUGAACGCUUUUCUUCAAAACCCGGCAUUUGUGACGGCCAUUGGAGACAUUAUUCGCUCGUUUAAAAACCAAGUCAACGAGGAAAACAACGAUGGGGAGGACGGUGGGGAAGACGGUGGGGAAGACGGUGGGGAAGACGAAGACAACUAG